Messenger RNA from Actinia tenebrosa (Australian red waratah sea anemone), 4185 nucleotides. Its product is annotated as histone-lysine N-methyltransferase EHMT2. The record is from RefSeq and is a predicted model, not a curated record. Gene Ontology annotation, molecular function: p53 binding; zinc ion binding; histone H3K9 methyltransferase activity. Gene Ontology annotation, cellular component: nucleus; chromatin. Gene Ontology annotation, biological process: peptidyl-lysine dimethylation; negative regulation of transcription by RNA polymerase II. NCBI's taxonomy places the organism in Eukaryota, Metazoa, Cnidaria, Anthozoa, Actiniaria, Actiniidae.
ACUUUUGUGUACCCGUACAAAUAAUAAUAAUAAUAUGUAGAUGCUCGAAUGGCGUAUUUCUAGCCUCAAGGCGCCUUACCUGAGCCUUACUCUAAAAGGGACGAUAGCUAUGAGACCAAGAUSGAACAAAACAGUAGUCGGGUUCAGAAGGUGCAAUGGGGACGAAAGCAUAUCGAAUAUCCAACAGUCGACACAUGUUUGAAGUUCCACAAGGUCGUACUUCUGGCAUGUUUACACUACAUUAUUAUAGAUUACGUUUCUUAUUAAGCAACUAAAACGAUGAUGACCACGACUCUGCAACCGCACGGUUACGGUACGAGGGUUCGGUAUGCUGUAGCAUUCAAAUGGGGUACUGACUUUGAAGGUUGAGUUCAUGCACUACAUAUGCUUGGAAAACAUAAUUCGCUAGGUCAAAUAGCAAGCCCUUACUAAAUAACUGCACACAUGUAACGCAAGGCUUCGAAGCGUAGGCAAUUUUGUUUUCCUAGUUUUGUUAAGCGUACCAAUUGAAACCUCACAGAUAACUUCAACGUCGUUAAGUAAGGUAGCUGUGAGCUACGAUCGACGCUGAAAACAUUUAAAAAAAAUUUCGGUCCAUCAUCGUGUUGACUGUAUGGGCACCCUGCGUCUUGGAUGGUAGAUCUUGAAAUGUCCAUCUAAGGGACCAUUGUUCUUUGAAUGAGUGUGCGUUAGUUGUUGACAGCGGGAAUGUUAAUUGGAUUCUGCGUAUUACUGGCAGUAUUUCGCGGGCGAUCGAUCGAUGUUAAGACAUAAGACUUAGAGCCCAUACCAAUCCAUUCUCCUUCCAGACACAUGAACAGCUCAUGUUCCAGUGAAAAAAAUGUAAAUUUUGAGGAAGCAUUUAACAGAAAGAUAGAGCAUCUUCUCAGUGAGAAAGGACAAUCUGACUAUAAUCAACUGAAAAAGCCUUCUACUUCCUCCAGUAAUUUGUCAUUAUCAACAGAUUAUCUUCAAACUUCUUCCCCCCAACCAUUUGUUUCUGUUACAAGAAAAGAGGAUAAAACUACGAAGGAUAAUUCCAUUAUAGAAAUGUCUGUAGAGACCUCYCUUGACAAUGAUACAACAGAUGAACCUGUUGAAUUUUCACUGUCAGUAAAUGAUGAACUAAUCCUUUCAGACCAGUCCCUUGAUUCUUCCAGUUCAAACGCCUCUCCAUCUGCUGCAGACAACACUAAGAACAUUGAUGUCCAGGCAGGCCCAUCAAUGAUUAUUAGCAUUAAUUCUGUGCCCUCUAGAUUUCCAAAGAGAAGAAGAUCUUCCCUGGAUGAGAAAAACAAACCUCCUCCCCCCAAAACAGUAAAAAUAGCACCUUUUAACCGAGCACCAUCUGGUGGUAGCUUGUCAUUUCCCCAUGAAACUGGACAACCAGAGAUAGGAGCAGUUGCUGAUGGCGGUAAAAGCUUGAUUUGUCAUGCUGUGCCUUUAACUGCAAAUAUGAUUUCAAAAACAAGAAAGCCACCAGGGACAGAGAUGGUUUCCAUUGGAAAGGCAGAUGCUUUUGUUGCAUGUAUACCAAUGUCUUGUGAAGGAAAAUUUACCCCUAGUCAGUGUACAAUACCCAAACAAAACAAGUGCAGCUGUAAAGCUCAUAUCAAGAAACAAGUACAGGGAAUGAAUAAGAAUGAUCCUCUGGUGAUUGAUUCUGAUGAUGAUGAUGAUGAAGAAGAAGUAACAAUUGUAAAUGAAGUGAGACCACCUUCAACUACAAAUACACCUACAAAAGUGAUUUCAUCAAUUGAUAUCAAAACUCCUACAACUUCACACUCCACAGAUAUUGAUGUAACAACAACAAAUAUGACAACAGCACCAAAUAAAGAAACACCAACACAUACAGACUCACAACCCAGUGCCUUGCAAAAGGAACCUAUGGCUACUCCAUUAUCUCCCAGACAUCGAGCAAGAUUGAGUGCAGAUUUUAAGUCACAUCAAAAACCUGCUCCACAAAUAUCCUCGCAAGCUAUUAGGACUUUAGACCUUUCUACAUCAACUCAAACAUCUAUUGUUGCAACAAAAUUCAAUGACAGACUGAAGGCAAUUGAGAGAGCGGCAUCGUCCAGUGCUACAUCUGCUACAUCUGCUGUAUCUGAAUCUUCACCAUCACCUUCAUCAUCGCCAUCUUCGAAGCCUGUAGAAGAACAUGAUGUUGUUUCGAGUCCAGAUAAUCUACUAAAAAUGCUACAAGAAAUUAAAAGAGAAAGACCUUACAAAAAGUUACGCGUUACAGCUCGAAAUCUCCACCAAGCAGUCAAAAAUAACAACCUUAGUAAAGUAUUAGCUUUGCUUGUCGAGGGCUGCAAACCCAACGUACAAGUGGAAACAGAGAAAGGACGAACUGCUGUGCAUGCUGCUGCAGCUGGUGGAUUCUUGGACAUCAUAACAUGCUUAAAGAUGUCUGGUGGUGAUCUGGACGUACUGGACUAUGACAUGCGUACCCCGUUGUUCGACGCCGUUGAAAACAAUAGAAUCAAAACUGUUAUAUAUCUGAUAGAUGCUGGAGCAUCUCUGCGUGUCAAGGACCAAGGUGGGAUGACUUUACUCCAUGUCGCUGCAAGAAGAGGGCAUGACGAAAUCAUACGCAUUCUUCUGGACUCCAAAAAGUUUAAUAUCAAUCAAAAGGAUGACGGGGGGUGGACCGCGAUCAUGUGGGCAGCGGAAGACAAAAUGGUAGAAACGGCAAAACUUCUGUUACACAGAGGCGGCAAUGUUCAUCUUAGAGAUUUGGAAUUAAACAUUCCUCUUCACUGGGCAGCAUUUGCAGGGAGUUAUCAAAUGUCACUGGUGCUUCUUGAAAAUCGAUCAGACCUUCAUGCGAUUAACAGACACGGUGAAACCCCUAUACACAUCGCGGCGAGAGAAAACAACUACUCAUGCGUGCAAUUAUUUCUUAAUCGAGGAGCACGUAUUGACAUCACUAACAACGAAGGAUCAACUCCAUUACAAGUCGCUUUGCCUGAAACUAAGUCUCGCCAGCUCAUCGAAACCAAGAAGUUACUUUUGCAGUGUCAACCCCAGCCUCAAUACAGGCUGCUCAGUUGUGACAUAUCGAGGGGCCAAGAAAACGUAGCAAUCCCAUGUGUGAACGAGGUUGAUGACGAGCCGUUUCCAGAAUUCAGUUUUGUUAAGGAGUGUUGUGAAGUUGGUGGUGCGGGUAUUGAAUGGAAUAUUAACACUAUCCAGGCUUGUAUAUGCGAAGGAGAUUGUGGAAACAACCCGAACUGUUCUUGUGGUAAAAUGUGCGAUGAAGAAGUCAUCUGGUACGACAAGGAAGGGUUGCUGUGCCCGGAGAUCCACAAACUAGACCGUCCGCUUGUGUUUGAAUGUAACAAAAUGUGUAAAUGUUGGAGUUAUUGUCGCAAUCGAGUGGUUCAGAAGGGAAUGCAGUAUCCUUUGCAGUUAUUUAAAACCAAAAAGAAAGGUUGGGGUGUUCGUGCACUGUGUGCGAUUCCAAAGGGAACGUUUCUCUGUGAGUACACAGGAGAGCUGAUCUCAGAUGCCGAGGCUGACACAAGGGAAAGUGAUGCUUACCUUUUCGAUCUGGACUGCAAGGAGAGCGAACACGAACUUUAUUGUAUAGAUGGCGGUAGAUACGGUAACAUCAGUCGUUUUAUAAACCAUUCAUGUGAGCCCAAUACCAUUCCUACUCGUGCCUUCGUUGAUCAUCAGGAUAUUCGAUUCCCGCGAAUAGCAUUUUUCUCCUCAAAAGAUAUAGACAUGUAUGAAGAAGUUUGUUUUAAUUACGGAGAUCGCUUCUGGGAAGUCAAAAAAGAGGAAUUCUUCUGCCAAUGUGGGACACCUUCCUGUAACUAUAAAGCACCGAACUCAUGACACUCCACCUUGUGUUCUAGGAUCAUUAUUAUCAUCAAGGGAUAUUAUUAAUAUAUUACUUACCUCUAAUUUCAUCCCAUUGGUCCUUUGCCAAUAGUUUCUCAAUGCUGUAAAAAAAGUUUUUAUGUGUAUAUAUUUAUUAAGACAGUCAAUAUCUCGUUUUUAUUGCCUUGUUACUUUUUAUUAAAUAUUUUAUUUCAUUAUCUAAAGCGUAGCUUUACAAAAACAUUACCGACCUAGAGGAAAGUUAGAAGCCAAUGAUUCAGGUAGGCAGCUAGUACCGGACUAUGUGCUCUGGGAACAGAUGAAUGAUGAGUAAAUAAAGGAACGAAAAACGAA